Pelobates cultripes (western spadefoot toad) is the source of this 411-nucleotide messenger RNA. Lineage: Eukaryota; Metazoa; Chordata; Amphibia; Anura; Pelobatidae. The record is from the annotation of a GenBank genome assembly.
AUGGUGGUGCCGCAAGACUCUCACUAUUCCUCUUCCAAGGAAGAAAUCCUUGAUGCCCCUGACGACAUCACUCAUACAGAGGGUCUAAUCACUUCACAACUUAAGCAAGAUGUGACAGCUCUAGGCACUAAGGGAGACAUCAAGGCCCAAAUGAAUAACAUCCGUGCCUUUUUUAAUGCUGACCUAGUGUGGGCAAAUGAGGACAAUGUCUCCUCUAUAGCUCAACAACAGACAGGCAACAAGGAUCUGAUUCAACAACUACAGGCAUCCCAAAAAACCAUGCUGGUCAGAAUGGAUAUGUUGGAAGAUACACGGUGCCACAAUAACUUAAAAAUUGGGGGCAUUGCUGAAACUGUAGAUGAGCAUGAACCGACGCCUUCUGGCUACUCUACAGCCCCAACGUUCUGCUAA